Molecule: messenger RNA, 207 nt
Organism: Opisthorchis viverrini
Lineage: Eukaryota; Metazoa; Platyhelminthes; Trematoda; Opisthorchiida; Opisthorchiidae
Exons: 3
Source: RefSeq, a predicted model, not a curated record
AUGCCAGCCAAUCUGGAUCAGGCACCCCUAGCUCGACGCUUCUCGCCCCCUCACGGAGAUUCUAGCACGACCUUGAAUCCACCGAAAUCUCAAGCGGUCGUCACUCCUAGCAAGUUAACUGACCCACUUGAAAAUUCGAUCCAAAGCCUUCCCGCUUGGGUAACCUGGCAGUAUCCCAUCACCCAUGCCUCCUUCGGAUGGCAUGGC